Molecule: messenger RNA, 7955 nt
Organism: Diorhabda sublineata
Lineage: Eukaryota; Metazoa; Arthropoda; Insecta; Coleoptera; Chrysomelidae
Gene: exd
Product: homeobox protein extradenticle
Exons: 5
Coding region: 104-1195 (363 amino acids)
Biological process (GO): embryonic organ development; animal organ morphogenesis; neuron development
Cellular component (GO): nucleus
Molecular function (GO): DNA-binding transcription factor activity, RNA polymerase II-specific; RNA polymerase II cis-regulatory region sequence-specific DNA binding
Source: RefSeq, a predicted model, not a curated record
AUCAGUCAUUCUUUGUGCUUUGUUUACCUGUCCACCAUUUUCUAUUUCUGUUAUGUACGUUUGGUGACCUGUGAGUUGUGGUUGUGAGUAGACAUUUCGAGUGAUGGAUGAUCCAGGAAGAAUGAUGGGUCACACGGGGGGCGGUUUAAUGCCUCCACAACCUUACGGUAUGACCCCACAAAAUGAAGCUUCUGCUGGAAAUGAAAAUGAACCCCGUAAACAGGACAUCAGCGAGAUUUUACAACAAAUCAUGAACAUUACUGAUCAAAGUUUAGAUGAAGCCCAAGCGAGGAAACAUACUCUGAACUGCCAUCGGAUGAAACCUGCAUUAUUUUCGGUGUUGUGUGAAAUUAAAGAAAAAACAGUAUUGUCAUUAAGGAAUACGCAAGAAGAGGAGCCACCAGAUCCACAAUUGAUGCGUCUCGAUAACAUGUUGAUUGCAGAAGGAGUUGCUGGACCUGAGAAAGGAGGAGGUGCCGGAGCUGCAGCAUCUGGAUCAGCGGCGGCACAAGCAGGACAACCAGAUAAUGCAAUUGAACAUUCUGAUUAUCGAGCUAAACUGGCACAGAUUAGACAAAUUUACCACCAAGAAUUGGAGAAAUAUGAACAAGCAUGUAAUGAAUUUACUACACAUGUUAUGAAUCUACUUAGAGAACAGAGUCGUACUAGGCCGAUUACACCUAAAGAAAUUGAACGAAUGGUACAGAUCAUCCACAAAAAAUUCAGUUCUAUUCAAAUGCAGCUUAAACAAUCUACAUGUGAGGCUGUUAUGAUCCUUAGGUCGAGGUUUUUGGAUGCCAGAAGAAAGAGGCGUAAUUUUAGUAAACAAGCGUCAGAAAUAUUGAACGAAUAUUUUUAUUCACAUUUAUCUAAUCCUUAUCCCAGUGAAGAAGCUAAAGAAGAACUUGCCAGGAAAUGUGGUAUUACAGUCAGCCAGGUGUCAAAUUGGUUUGGUAACAAACGAAUUCGUUAUAAGAAAAACAUCGGCAAAGCGCAAGAAGAGGCGAAUUUGUACGCUGCUAAAAAAGCCGCGGGGGCAUCGCCCUAUAGCGGUACUCCCACUCCUAUGAUGUCACCGGCACCGCCACAAGAUUCGAUGGGCUAUUCCAUGGGUUCCGCGUACGAUCAGAGCUCCGCCUACGACGCCAGCAGUUGCGGUUACGAUCCCAUGCAUGCUCAAGAAUUAUCCCCAUAAAUUAUACGAUUACAUACAUACAGUUAAGGGUGUUUUCCGGAUUUAUCGUUUACAUAAAAAAAUGUAUUCAAUAUUGUAGUAUAUUAUUCAUUAGUAUCCGGGACAAAAAGGAGUAGUGUAGAGAAGAGUUGUUAAUGUUAUUAUUAUUUUUAGUAAUAUUACUGUUAUUUCGCUUGUAUGUUUCAAGUUUGGUCCCAAAAUGUGCACCGAUUUAAAAAUUAUGACUUGUAUAAAGAAUCAUAUUAUAUUUGCAAAAAUAUAUGGUUUAAUCACACUGUAUAUAUAGAGCAUUCAAAAGAUAAACCGAUUAACUCUAUGAAAUAAAUUUAGAAUAAGCUUUUAAAGUUUUUGGUUUGUAUAAAACUUUGUUAGUAUUUCAACAUAUUUUGAAUAAACCUAUUCAUUUUCAUUAUUGAAAAACAUGUUUUUUUUCAGAACUAAAGUACAGUAAACUCCCGAUUAUCCGCAACAAAUUGCCCCAAAUAUGCAUUUGAACAAGUUAUAAAUAUAAUAUUUAAAUUAAAAAGACGUUUUACUUGAAAAAUAAUAAAAAAAGAUUCACUGCUCAAAAAUUUGUAGAUUCAAUUCUUCAGAUAUUCAAUCAAAUUAAAUUUUUUAGCACUAUUUUAUGACAACGAGUUGCAGUUCUCUAAAUACUGAAUAAAGUUUUCAAUAUGAACGAAAGCUACAUCGUGGCUCAUUCUCUUUUAUGCCUUAUCAUCUUCAUCGCUCAUUUAUUCAUACCUAACGUUUCUUUUACAAUUUGUUCAUGAGAUAGAUGUUCAAAACCUGAUCAUAAGUGUCACACUCAUUGAUAUUGAUUUCCUCCACUAGCAACUGAUUUCGCUAAAUCAUGAAUAGAAACUAUCUUUUCAGAUUCUACUAAAGAUUUUUCCACACUUGGUAAAAUCUUCCAUAAAGACCUAACUGUUUUCCAGGCACUGUUGCAUUCUCUCUUCAAUCCUUUUUGUCAAUCAUUUUGUUCUGUAUUUCUUUUUAAUUGAAGAGAUUACGCCCUGGUCCAUAAGUUGGAUAAGAGCUGCGACAUUGGGAUACAAAUAUUUUGCAAUAAUAUUACCAUCUUCCAGGUGGAAUAAGGCGUUUUCAAUUAAUAAAACAACUUUCUCACAUUCAUACCUAAUGCUUCUUUUAUAAUUUGUUCUUGAGUUAGAUGUUCGAAGCCUGGUCAUAAAUGUCACUAUCAUUAAUAUUGUCUUCAUCGACAUUUCCUCCACCAGCAACUGAUUUUGCUAAACUUUCUUUUCAGAUUCUACUAAAGAUUUUUCCACAUUUGGCAAAAUCUUCCGUCAAGACUUCAAUAAUGUUGAUUUCUGAACUGACUUCCGGGCACUGAUCCACUCUCUUUAAUCUUUUUGUCAAUAAUUUCGUUCUCUAUUUCUUCUUAAUUGAAGAGAUUGGAUAGCAAGGUUGGAUAAGAGCUGCGACAUUGGGAGGCAAACAUUUUGCAAAAAUAUUUCCAUCUUCCAGGUGGGAUAAAGCGUUUUCAACUUUCUGGGGUAAAUUUUGAGACUCUAAAUGCACUCUAGCUUUGGGGAAUGAACAUUUCUUCAAAUCAUUUCUUAAAUAUUGUUUGGUUUGUCCAAUCUCAAUUUUGCAAAAAUAUUUUUUCUCUUCCAGGUGGGAUAAGGCGUUGUCAGCUUUCUGGAAAUUUUGAGACUUAAAUGCUCCCUAACUUUGGGAAAUGAACAUUUUCAAACCAUUUCUUAAAUAUUCCUUGGUUUGUCCAUCCUUUAGUUUAGUAGUAGCAAUAUACUAGGAGGUUCUCAGCUCAUGUUUUUAGGAGUUACCGUAUUCUAGUAACAAAUAGGUUAGCUAUGGAGCUAGUCAUCUUGGUCACUGAAAUAUAUUACUUUAUAACUCAAUAUGAAAAAUGGAGUUAAUCGGAUUAUCUUUUGGUGAGCAGAAUGGUAAACAUCACAAGAGCAGUUUAGUGAGCUCCAGGAUAGAAUAUUAGGAAAAAAAGUGAUGUAGACAACUCCAAGUUGAAUAGAUUUUAGAAACCGUAAGCUCUUUUAUAUUUGUAAGUAGGAAAUUAAUUUGAUUUAUAUACUAUUGAAGAUAUACAGUUGUGUUUGUUUCAAUCCAGUAUCACAAAAUUAAUUUUUAUUUCAACCCUCACUUGAUAAACUUCAAAAAAAUUAAAUUAGAGGGCGCGGCAAGCACUAUUCUUAGCGGUAUCAUUUGAAUACAUAAGAUUUAAAAUGUGUCAAUUGAGGGUUAAUUUGAUAGUUGUAUCAAACUGACUUGCUUAGAAUAAAUAUUAUUCGACUUUGACAACUUUUCUCUAUAUAUCAGAAAGAUUAUUCGAUAUGCCGGAAAACGAUCUUGAUUGAUAUUUCGCUCUUUCAAGAUACAUAAGUAUACUAAAGCUUGUAUACCGAUUUCAAUGUAUACUACUUUUUGUAUUUCGUGCAAUGUCUGUGUAUUUAUCAACUUGUGGCAGCUACCAAUCAUUUUUUAUGUUAACGCACAUAUUUACUACAUUUUUAUGUAGUAUCUCUUGUUAUAUAUACAUUUAUUUUUUAAGUAAAAUAUACAUUAUUGUAUGUAAUGUUUGUACUAAUUUUUGUUGAUUUUUGAAUGUUACCUAUAAACUAUUUUUCCAAAUAUUCCGAUAAAUAUCUCAAUUUUACUCAAAAAAAUCCUCCAUUAUUAUAUUGUUAUUAACUUUUUUUAACCAAAAAUCAAAGUUUCCAGUCAACUGUUGAUAUUUGAAUAGUUUUGCCAUCCAAGCUUUUCCAUAUUAUAAACCUAAUUACCUUGACAUUCAAUAUAUUAACAUUAUAUAGAGGAAUUAUGCACCUAUAUUAUACCCUCAAUUAAAGCUGAUCUCAUCACAGGCCUAUAUACAACGUUCGCCAUAAAGUUCUAGAAUUUCGUCCUGGCAAUUUUUCCAAGCCAGAAGUCGUUUUUUCUCUAGUGCACUUAUGACACUGGAAGUCUUCCAAAAAUAUUGAACACUGCAGCAAUGUCCUGUAAGGAAGCCAGUGAAAAAAUGUAGUAGGUACUUUCUGGAGUCGUCCAGUUCUGGCAGAAGGGUAAUCCUCUAGUUAUAAUUAUAUAGAGCGAUUAUAACCUCUAUUGUGCUUCCAAUUAAAGCUAACCUCGUCACUGUAACUUGAAUCGCUCGAAUAAUCAUGUGUCAGUGCUUCUUGACAUUUCCCGAUGGUUUUUGAUAAGAUUUCAUAACUAGAUGAUCUAGAAUUUCCUCUUUUACCCCAUAGAACCUGCAUUCCACUGUUUUUGCUAGACCUAACCUCAUAGAUGUUUCCUGAUUCAAUAAUGUUCUGUAAGGAAGUCAGUGGACAGAUGUUGUAGGUACUUUUUGGAGUAAUCCAGUCCUGGAAGAAGAAUAAUUCUCUUUCAUAUUAUUCCUUCAUCUGAAACGCUUUCUUGUAACUGCAUUUUUCUAUAUCACAAUAAAGUUCCGGGGCAAUCAAAUUCUUUUGCACUACUUUUCUGGCAUAUAGGAUACAGUUUUGCCAGUGAUGGAAAAGGGAGUUUGUUCAUAUCAACCAACUCCUAUUGAGAAUAAAAUUGAGUUAAUAUCUUGUAGAUCAUACACUUGAACAGUUUUAUGUUUGUGUUUAAUGUAGGAUGUCAUCCACACUGCUACGUCCCACAGGAUCUAUUGUGUCGACUUUUAUUUCUACAGCACUCCCAUACUCCCAGGUAUAAUCCUCUGGAGCAUCGUAGUGUUCCAUAGAUAUGCUGUAGGUUCCCAGGAGUAGUUUUUUGCCUGCCUUAACCCCUGUAGAUUAUUCCACUAACAAAAUUUUUCACUUUCUACAUACUUUUCUAAUAUUCCAUCUAUUGCCCUGUAGCAAAAUAAGAAAAUUUCAGGUCCCUCGAAGGGUUUAUCUGUCCCUACUUUGGCAAGAAUGCCUGCUUUUCCAAUUCCUUUUACCUCAGUGUAUUUCAGAACCCUUUGGAGGAUUUCAUUUUUUAUGCCAACUCAUUCAACUUGUCCAUUUCCAAACCAGAUUGGAUCUUACGACAUUAGAGCUCACCGCUCUAAUAGGACAAGAUGAUAUUGGAGCUCACCGCUCUAAUAGGACAAGAUGAUAUUGGAGCUCACAGCUCAAAUACGACAAGAUGAUGAUCUCUUGUUUUAAAUAAUUUCUUUUCAGUUCUGGUGUAUAACUUGAGCUCUCAUAGUGUUUGGUUUUAGGCCCGCACACUCUUAUUUCAAUUUUCGAUCCAUUCAUGUACCAUUUGAUGGAAUAAUUUGAUUACUUAGUUUUUGGUUCACAAAUAUUUUUUAUUGAAUGCAUCAUGAAAAACUUUAUUCAUUUAAAACACCAAAAUUAGAAGUUGAUACGUGUCAAACCCCCAUUAAAAUUAGUUCUUAUCGACAUUUUUGUCCAUAAAAAUAGUAAAUAAUUCAACAAAUUUGAUGAUUAAUAUCUGUUAUAGAAUUUCAUCUCUCUUUAGAUUAGACUGAUAUUAACAUGUGUUCUGAAGACACCAUUCUAUAUAACGACACUACCACUCAUAGUUACACUUUUUGGUCCUUCGAGCCGGAUUUAAACCUAUAGAAGGCUCAAAGGACCAGGCAGUGCUGUUGUAGUGGUAGUAAGUAAUAUAAUAUUGGUAUUUUACACGAUUUUCCUUAUUAUUCUGAUAACUAAAAAGUAGAUUGAGUAAAAAAAAUUUAAUCGGAUAUUUGGUAUGAUUGUAGUAGAUAUUUGGUUCGUUUCGACUUUUGAAUUCUAAAAUUGGUGCAAAUAUUAUGUAAUACCUUUUUAGGAGGUUGUAUACAAAAUAUUAGUACGAGCAUGUAUGCAUUAUGUUACAAAAUAUUGUUUAUAAUUAUUAUUUUUUUAGUUUAGCUCCAUAAAUUAAAUCGUUGCUAUUUAUUGUUAAAGAGUAAUAGUAACUUGAAAUUAUUAGAAAUCAGUAUCGUGAUUAAAUAUAGAUUGACAAUAUAAAUUAAAUGUUAUUAACAUUGCUUGAUAAAAUUUGUAUUUAUUUUUUAAUAAAUACAGAAUGUCCUAAAAGUUGAUAUUUUAACAGAUCUACUGUAUAUACCUCAUAUCGGACAUAAGAGUCUUGCUGGUAUAAACUUACUCUAAUGUUGUUGAAAAUUGUAUUCCCACCAGAUUUUUUCAGUAGCUCUAAAUAUGUACUGGGCUCCACCAAUAAAUUAUCCCGAAUCCUUAUUAUUCCAUUUUACAUUAUUAAGAUGAAGGUUUUUGAUUAGUAUUACUUUUUAUUCACCAUUCUGUAGAUUCUUCUUAACCCAUGAGAAUUCAAAUAAUUUUUUUGCGCUUUUUGUCAACUUUAACUAGUUUUUUCACCAACACGUGUUGCCAAAUGGCGGAUUUAAUUAAGUACAGAAAUUUUAUUAAAAAUAAAUAAACUUAAAAAGUAGGAUUGCAUUCUAAACAAAAUCCUACAUUGCACUUUUUACACAUUGUCCUCAUUAUAUCGCAGCAUCCUUCACCUAUACAUAUUUUCUUUUAUCUGGCACACUUAUCAGAAUGUGGUCUCUGAUGUUAUCGCUUAUAUGUAUGAUUUUUUUUUUCAAUUUUUGAGUACUAUUUUAUCUAACCAAGUUGUUGUCUAGUAGCCAUCUAUUUAAUAAAACCCUCUUCGUUCACUCCAGCAUAGAUUCGUGCGCUUCUCUUUUUAUAUCGUUUACUCAUGAUCUUUUUGUUGGGCAACGGACAGUCCUUUGGAAUCCUAUUAUCGCGGAUACUACUUGCUCCUGUAAAAUCAUUCUCCCUAAGGUAGACUGAAGUUUGUAAAAAAGUUAUGAAAGAGGAAGAUGAUGUAUGGCAAGUGUUUUUCCUUUUGCUAUUUCUGUUAACAUUGAACAACUAAACAUCAACUUUUGGGACACUCUGUAUGAACGAUAAGAGGAAAAAAUCGUGUUGUAUUAUAAAUAUCGACAAUCUGCUUCCCCUUUAUUAAAACUAUGAAAAAUUGAACUAUAUUUUUGGAAAUAUUUUGCAUUAUUUAGUGUCAUCUAAUAAAUGAGCGAAAAUUGAGCGAAUUGAUGCUUACCAAAACGUACCAUAGUUCAAACCCAGUUCCAGGUAACAACGGAAAUAAAAAUUUGGCACGCAACCUAUCGGACGCAAAUGACAAGCUACCAAUAUAUUCUGCCUGGUUCUGUUUGUUAUUUAAAUAAAUAUUACUACACAAAACAAUGUUUUAGAAACAAGAGGGUUGAUGGUCUAUUUAACAAAUUAUUAUCAAAAUUAUUGUAGUUUUAAAAAUGUAUAGUCAACAAGAAAAACUAUAGUAUACGGAUUUUCAGAGUUUCAAUAAACAAAUUGCCAAAUUAAUAAACUUAAUAAACAAUGGAUGUAUUUGUUAAUAAGAAAAAACUAAAACAAAAUGAAGAUGAACCUAACAAUACUAAAAUAGACCAAAAAUAAUUUUAAUUCCAUGCCGGGGUACCCUACGUUUACUAUGGAAUAGAAAAUAAUAUAUUCAAUGUUUUUUGUAGACACGGUGUAUACGAAUUCAAAGUAACUAAUGGUUUAGUAUAGAAAAAAAGAUUUUUUUCUCUUGUUGUUUUUUUAAUUUUAUCCGUUUUCGGAUAUUUAUAGCUAUUGUGUUACAGUAUUUUAGUAGUCAUCCAUAUUUGUUUAUUUUUAUGGAAUAUUACUAAUGUGGAGUUGGUAAUUGGACAGACUAGAAAAUUUUAUGUCGUGAGUUUUUAACAAUGAUUUACCUUAAGGCAAAAAUCUGUAUUUUACAUUAGAAAAUAAAGGAUCUUAAAUAAGAA